AUGUCAAGCUCCGAAGCCCACAUUGUCGCCAACACAUUCGCGGAGCACGACGUCCGCAUCAACAGCCUGGCCCGCACAUCCUACAAAACAUGGACCUCAAUCCUGGUAACACCAAAGCUCUUCGAUGCCACAAUUAACGAUCACAUUCCGGUGACGAAUGUCACGAGAAAGUACGAAUUCACGGUUUCACGGGGUGUCAUCUCAGCAGAUGGCGUGAAGCGCGAUGUCAUCUUAGUAAACGACCAGUUCCCGGGUCCAGCCAUAGAAGCAAACUGGGGUGACUCUAUCGAGAUCACCGUUCACAACAACAUCAACUCUCCAUCGGAAGGUACCGCAAUUCAUUGGCACGGAUUCCUCCAAAGAGGCUCGAAUUGGAUGGAUGGAGUGCCUGGCAUCAGCCAAUGUCCUAUUGCUCCAGGUUCUAGCUACACUUAUACCAUUCCCGCACAACUAUAUGGGAGUUCCUGGUAUCACGCACACUACUCUGCUCAGUAUACCGCAGGCGUCCUCGGCCCAAUCAUUGUCUAUGGCCCAUCUCAACUGGACUACGACAUCGACAUCGGCCCUAUCAUGCUUUCCGACUGGUAUCAUGUCCCAUACUUCAGCAUCGUCAGCGAUGCGGUCGGCACCGAUCUAUCCCAAAUCCCACCUGCUGCCGACAGUCUGCUCAUCAACGGACGAGGACGUUUCAAUUGCUCAAAUCCAUCAUACGGAGACGACGCUGAAUGGCUAGCCAGCGGCGUAAGCUCUCAAACAACAUGGUCCUGCACAGACAAUGCCGAACUAUCCAAAUUCGAAUUCCAACCAGGCAAGAUCCACAGACUCCGACUAAUGAACACCGGAGCUGACGGCGUCCAAAAAUUCACCAUCGACGGCCACGAAAUGCAAGUCAUUGCCUACGACUACGUCCCAGUCACCCCCUACACAACCGACACCAUCACCCUCGCCGUCGGCCAACGCGCCGACGUCCUCGUAACAGCCGACAACACCUCCACCGACAAAUUCUGGAUCCGCACCCGCACCCUCUCGGGCCCCGAAUGCGGCGGUUCCGCCGCAGGAGAAGUCCACGCCGCCCUCUACUACUCCGGCUCCAACCCCUCCCUCCCCCCAAAAACCCAAGCAUCCCUCCCCUUCACCACCGACACAAACUGCACCCCGCUCCUCCCCACAACCCCCGAAUUUUUCCUCCCGGCCCCCAUCACCACCAACCCGACACAAGAAAAUUCCUCCACCACCACACACCUCAACCUCCUCCUCACCCUCGCCCUCAACUCCACCGGCUCCUUCGAAUGGCGCAUCAACAACCAAACCUCCAAAGCAAAUUUCAACGAACCCGCUCUUUACAACAUUUCCCGAUUUUCGGAAAAUCCGUUUUCGAAUGCUUAUGAUUUGGGUGAUGAGGAAGAAACAAAAUAUGUGGUUCUCAAUCUUACGAAUGACACCCCGAUUUCUCAUCCUUUUCAUAUGCAUGGGUUUCAUCUUCAGAUUUUGGCACAGGGACGACCGGGGGGUGGGGUUUGGGAUGGGAGCGUGGUGGGGAUGGAAAAUCCCAUGAGGAGGGAUACGGAGAUGAUUCCUGCUGGGGGGUUUUUGGUUGUUGGGUUUUGGGCGGGGGAAAAUCCGGGGAUCUGGCCUUUCCAUUGUCAUGUCGCUUGGCAUUUGAGUGGAGGUUUGGCUGUGAAUUUCCUUACGAGGAAAGAAGAGAUUCCGAAAAUCCCGGAGGGGGAAAGGGGGAAGACUUGUGAUGCUUGGGAUGCGUAUUCGAGACGGAAUGUUGUGGAUCAGAUUGAUGCGGGAUCUUGA
This is a messenger RNA of Pseudocercospora fijiensis CIRAD86, 1803 nucleotides long. RefSeq lists its product as uncharacterized. The transcript is spliced from 3 exons. Gene Ontology annotation, molecular function: copper ion binding; oxidoreductase activity. The record is from RefSeq and is a predicted model, not a curated record. The coding region runs from base 1 to 1803 and encodes 600 amino acids. Lineage: Eukaryota; Fungi; Ascomycota; Dothideomycetes; Mycosphaerellales; Mycosphaerellaceae.